AUGGCUGAGAUGAAGGAGCAGGCAGCAGCGGCUGCCCGCGCCCAUGCAGAGGCGCUUGAAGCCGCUGAGGCGCAGGCUGCGGACGCGCGCCAGCUGGCGGCGCUGUACGAGCAGCAGGUGGCUGACGUCAAGGCGCAGCUGCAGGCAUCCCAGAGCGGCGGCACGCAAGGCGCGCCAAGCACGCUGCCGGCGGCACGGCCUGCUCAGAUGGCCGGGGCGGGGGAUGUCGCCGACCCCUACCAGGCUGCGUCCGCAGCAGAGCUGCUUGGCCAGGAUCCCGGGCGCGUGGCGGUUGGACUCCAGCAGCAGGGCAAGAGCUACUCUGACCUGGUGGCUGACUACAUCGACAUGACGCACGCGUUCCGCAUGGAACGCCUGAGGGCUCAGGAGCUGGAGGCCAGCCUGGACCGCCUCUGCACCGCGGCCAAUCGCAAGGCUGCAGACAGCGACCGUCAGCGCCGCGAAUAUGAGGGCGUGCGCGCCGCCCUCGCAGCGCUGCAGUCGGUUCAUGCCGAGGCGGUGGCACGUGCGGGGCAGUUGUCCGCGCGUGCUGCGGAGCUGGAGCGUGAGCUGGCUGCCGAGCGGCACCUGGAGGCUGGCAUACGUCAGGGCCUGGCCGACAAGGAGCGCCAGGUAGCGGUGCUCACGGCCGAGGUGGAACGCCUGCAGGGCAGGCCCGUGCCACCGGGCGGCGACGGCGACGGCAACACCGCUCUCCUGGGGAGCGGGGCUCUGGAUGCAGCCGGCGUGAUCAACCUGCGCCUGGUGACAUUCCGCUCACUGGCCGAGCUGGUGGAGCGCAACAGCCAGCUGCUGGCGGUGGCGCGCAGCCUGGCCGAGGACCUCGACGCCAGCAGGCAGGGGCUGGAGGCCAAGUACGCAGCGGCGCGCGCGGCAGAGUCGGCCGACGUAGAGCAACGUAUUGCGGAGCUCACGGAGAUGUGCAACGCCCUGGCAACGGAGGCCCAGGCCUGCAAGCGCGCUGCUGAUGAGGCCCUGCGCGACAGGCAGGUGCGCGACCAGGCCGGCUGCGGCGGCGGCGGCGGCGGCAGGGCAGAAGGCACGCAGGCGGCGGCUGCUGCGGAGCUGGAGGCGGCAUGCGCCAGGGUGAAGGAGCUGGAGGCGGCACUGAGCCAGCUGCGGACGGAUGCGGCGGAAAGCGCUGCAUUCAUGCAGCAGCAGCUGGAUGCGGCGCGCUCCGCCGAGGGCGCCUCGCGCAGCGACGCCGCAACGGCACGCGCGCAGCAGCAGGUGUUGUCUAAUGCGGCGGCGGCGCUGCAGCAGCAAGUGGCUGAUGCCAACGCACGUGUUGAGCGUCUCACGGGCCAGUUGAGCUCUCACCGCGACCUGGUGGAAAGGCUGGAGGUGCAGCUUGAGCAGGCGCGUGCAACAGCGGACGGGUCAGGCGAGGAAGCGCGCCAGAUGGCCCGCCGCGCUGCCCAGAUGGAGGUGCAGCUGGGGCACCUGCAGGCGCAGGAGGCGCGCGCUGCCGAGGCGGAGCGAGCCGCUGUCGCAGAGCGCGAGCGUAUGCACGCUGAGCUCCUGGCUGCAAAGAGUGUUGAGGCGAUGCGCCAGGAGGCCCACGCACGCGAGGUGGCGGACAUGCAGGCGCGCAUCAGUGCCCUGCAGGCAGAAGUUUCGCGGGCGCAGGAGGAGGUGGCACGUGAGAAAGAGCAGCGCACCGACAAGCUGGAGGAGGCUCUUAGGGAGGGCAGGGCCGCUCGCGCUGAUGCAGACGUGCUGCGAGGCCAGUUGCAGGAGGCUCGCAGCACUGGCGCCGCGUCAGCGGGCAAGGCUGAGGCGCUGGGCCAGCAGCUGGCAGCUGCAGCGGCACGGCUGCGCGUGCUGGAGCAGCAGGCUGAGCAGCGCGAAGCUCAGGCUGCCAGCGCUGCAGCCGGCGGCGCCGAGGACGGCCCUGAGCGCAGGGUGCUGGAGCUGGAGCGCCGCUUGAAGGAGGCAGAGUCCCAGGUGGCCUCUGUGACGGGGGAGCUUGAGGCCACCAGGAAGCGCAAUGAGGACGUGGCCACAUUGCUGGCGGCGGCACAGGCGGCGCAGAGGGACCUGGCGGCAGCCAAUGAGUCGCUGCGCACGGAGAGGGACGCGGCAGUGGCAGCCGACCGCAAUGCAGCGGCAGAGGCAGUCGCUCGCGUGCAGCGGCUUGAGGAGGAGAGGCAGGAGCUUGUCACGGCCCGGGACACAGUUCAGCAGGAGCUGGCUACCAUCCAGGCAACGCUUCACGCAGAGCGCUCCCGGGCCGCCAACUCUACAGGCCAGGUGCAGCGCCUGGAGGAGCAGCACCGCCAAGAGCUGCAGCGCCUGGAGGAGCAGCUGGCGGCUGCACACAGCAGCCUGGAGCGCGCUGAGUCGGUGUCAAAGGCUCAAACAUACGAUCUGGCGGCAGCGUACAGGCGCGCAGAGGCUUGGGAGAAGCAGGCGCUUGACGCACGCGCCAAGCUUGAGCAGGCGCAUCAAGCAACGAGAGUUGCGCAGGAAGAGGCUGGAAAGCAAACAGCUGCGGCAGCUGAGCAGGUGCGGGUCAGCGAGGAGGCGCGCGGCGAGGCAGAGCGGCGGCUAGCAGAGGCACACCACGCCAACGACGCACUGCAGCGGCAACUGGAUGCGCUGCUGGCCGGCAGCGGCAGUGAGGGGACGGCACAGCUGCCCCUGGCGCCAACGGGUGAGGGCCUGCUGGAAGCGCUGGCUGCCGCGCGCCAGGAGCGCGAGUACCUGGAGGGCCGCGUGGCCAUGCUCAGCCUGGACGCAAAGCGCAGCCUGCGCGACAGGGACCUGGCCAGGCAGGAGGUCAAGGCCCUACAGCUGGAGGUGCAGCAGCUGCGCCAGGAGGUUUCUUCCGGCCUCAUGACCUCAGCUCAGAUGCAGGAGGCAGCGGGGGCCCAGGAAGACCUCACCACCCUGCGCGAGUCAAACGCUCACCUGCGCGCUCACAACAAGGAGCUGCUCGCCGAAGCGCAGCAAGCGCGGCAGGAGGCGGCUGCGGCGCGCCAGCAGCUGCAGCCCCUUCAGGACCGCAUCACGUCGCUGGAGGUGUCCCUACAGGUUGAGAAGGAGGCUGUGCAGAGCGCCAAUGACACCGCGCAGCGAGCUGAGGCGAGCCUUCAGCGCAUGGUCCAGCGCUAUGGCUCUGUCGACAUGGAGGAAUACAACAGGGUCAAGGAGGAGAGCCGGCAGGCCAAGGAGGAUCUGGUUGCUGCCAACAAGGCCCACGGCGCCGCCACUGAGGCACUUCACUCCGCCCAGGCAGACGCUCAGCGGCAUGCUGAGGCAGCGGCUGUGGCCACCACCAAGGCUCAGUUGCUGGCAAAGCAAGCAAAAAAUGCAGAGAAUGACGCACAGCAGGCGCGCUCUGCGCUGGCAGGUGCGGAAGAGGCGCGGGCCAAGGUGGAGGCCGCCAGGGCGGAUCUAAUCAGCAGGUCCAACAACAUCAUAAAAAAGAUGCAGGAAAACCUGGACAAGUUCAAGGCCGACGCUGCGGCGCAGCGCAAGCGGGCCGAUGAUCUUGCAGUCAAGGAGACACAGCUGACGCAGCAGGUGGAUGGUUUGAAGCAGCAGGUUGAGGGUCUGCGGCAGCAGGUGGAGAACAUGACGCAGCAGCUGCAGGCGGCGGAGGCGCAGGCAGUGCGGGGGCGUAACGACCAGCUGCAAAAGGAGCUGCUGGAGCUGCGCAACAAGCUUGAUGCAAAGGAGCAAGCACAGGCCGCUGGUCGGCGACGGCAGGUGCCGGAGCCUGUGCCUGUGCCGGAGUUCGUGGCCAAGCAACAGGCUCGAGAACAGCCUGAGGCGGCGGCGGCGCAGCAGCAACCGGGCUCGCUGCUGCCAUCAUUGCAGCAGCAGCAGCAGCAGCAGCAGCAGCAGCAGCAGCAGCAGCAGCAGCAGCAAUCACCACCGGCUACAGUGGAGCGCAAGGCUUCCGCCCGGCCCAGCAUCCCAGCAACCAGCGCUGCAACUGCCAGCAGUGAACAGCAGCAACAGGAACAGCUGCCGUCCGGCCAGCAGCUGGAGGAGAGUCAGCCUAUUCUUGAUGCGCCAGGGCAGCAUGGCGAGCAGCAGCUGGCGCCCAUGCAGCACGAUGAGCUGUCGCCGCAGCGGCACCAGGAAGAUGCGCAGAAGCAGCAGCAGGAGCAGCAGCAGCAGCAGCAGCAGCAGCAGCAGCAGGAGCCGGUGCAGCCUGUUGAGUGGCACGAGCAGGCACAGGAGCACCAUGUUGAAGAGCAGGCACAUGAAGGGGCAGGGCGACAGCAACAGGAGGCGCGACAGCAGGAGGAGCAGGCAGAGGAGGAGCAGGAAGCUCAACGCCAGCUGCUCAGCGAGGAGCCCCACAGCGAGGGCGGCGGCAAGGAGGGGUUGGACGGGGCGGAGGCUAUGGAGGCUGAUCAGGGGGUGGACCAGGAGGGGCUGGAGCAGCAGGGGCCGGAGCAGCAGGGGUCGGAGCAGGGAGCCACGGAACAGGCUGCGGCCACUGAUCAGGUGCCAGUGGCAGAGCGUCAGGCAUCCGGCGCGCACAAGGGUGAGCAGGCUGCAGAGCGCCAGAUGCCGGAGGUGCCCGCGGUGGGCGUGGGCGAGCAAAAUGCAGCCCACUGGCAUGGCGGAGCUGGCCCGGAUGAAGAGGUGCAGGGACAGAGGGAUGACCCAAUCGACGUGGACGAGACGGCGUUUGGCCAGCAGCAGGAGGAGCAGGCUCUGGAGCACAAACAGGAGGAUGGUGCGGCAGGAGUGGAUGAACUUGUGGCCGAGGAGGGUGAGGCCGUGGCGCUGGAGGACGAGGAGAUGCUGGAGCAAGGCGAGCCGGGGGGUGAAGAUGGUGGUGGUGAUGAGGAGGAGGGCCGGCAGCAAGGCGAUGACGUGGCGGAGGAGUUUGACCUGGCAGCUCUCGCAGGGGACGCUGGCGCAGUGGAAGGGGGCUUCUGGCAGGAUGGCGGUGAUGGCGGGCUGGGCGCUGUCGGCCUGCCUGACCUGGAGGACGAGCUGCGCGAGGGCCUGGAGGGUGCGCCACACGCGGGCGGUGCGGCACAGGAGGCAGCAGAAGAUCUGGCGGCAGCCGAGGGAGCAGUUGGUGGCAGCGACGGUCGCAUUGAGCAGCCGGCUGCGACAGAGGAGCUGGAGGAGCCUGGCGAGGGCGGGCAAGGUGAUGAUGACGGCGACACGGUGCCCACAUACUCACGGCCGCCGAUACACGAGCAGCAGCAAAAGCAGCAGCAGCAGCAGCAGCAGCAGGAGCAGGAGCAGCAAGCAACUCAGCAGCAGGUGCUGGAGCAGCCACCGCCAGCGGCUGAGCCCGGGCAGCUGGCUGGCGAGGCUCAGCGCCCCACGCAGAACCCCGCGCAGCAGAGGCAGGCGACCCCAGACCCGGGCGCAACGCAAGGCGACACGGAAGCCGGCACAGCGGCAGGCGGCAGACGCAGGCGCGCUCCUAUUGUUUGGGGCUUAGACAAGUCGGAUGAUGCAGCCGGCCAAUAG
Molecule: messenger RNA, 5475 nt
Organism: Monoraphidium neglectum
Lineage: Eukaryota; Viridiplantae; Chlorophyta; Chlorophyceae; Sphaeropleales; Selenastraceae
Exons: 16
Coding region: 1-5475 (1824 amino acids)
Biological process (GO): mRNA export from nucleus
Cellular component (GO): nuclear pore
Molecular function (GO): structural constituent of nuclear pore
Source: RefSeq, a predicted model, not a curated record